AUGCUCGAAUGGAGUCAACCUUACAUGUCUCUUUGGGCAGCUGGUCUGCGCGAGGUGCAUCUGCAGACGCCGCUGGCUGUCAAGGCCGGCACUACAGUGACUCUGCGGUGCAACUACGACCUGCAGGACGACACGCUGUACACCGUCAAGUGGUACAAGGGCAGGUCCGAGUUCUUCCGCUUCACUCCGAAGGAGCUGCCUAAUACGCAGGUCUUCCCCCUCAACGGCAUCUCCGUUGACGUGCACACCUCCGAUCGGAAUCAGGUGGUGCUCAACAACGUACAGGUGGCCAUCUCGGGCAAGUACCGCUGCGAAGUGUCAGCCGACGCGCCGUCCUUCCAAACGCUGUUCGGCUCGGGGUCGCUGAGAGUCGUAGAACCCCCAGUGGUCAGCCCUGCGCUGCAAGUCGACAAGCUGAGGUACUCGCCGUCGGACCGACUGCGCGCGAACUGCUCCGUGCCGUCCUCUCUCCCGCCAGCCAACGUUACGUGGACCGUCAACGGGGCUCCGGUGCCGAACCACUCGGUGACAACGACCCCCACCAACUGCACGGGCACGUCGUCGCUGACGACUCGGUGUGGCGCCGUGUCGCUGCUCGACAUGGAGGUGCAGGGCGGCUCGUUUCACCUCGGCUCGCUGCGCAUCGAGUGCGCGGCGCACGUCUGGACGCUGUACCACGCUGCCGUGCACCGGGAUGUGGGCGAGGAGAAGCCUCGCCUCGGCGCCUCCGUCCUCGGCAACCGGGACUCGGCAGGUCCGUCGCUGUCAGUCAACUGGUGGUGCAGCUUCAUCUGUGUGGCCGCUGCCGUUCUUCUUGGUGCUCAUCACAGAUAGCACACUCUCUCGUGUGAUAUUCUGCUUUAAACACCCUUCGACAAGAAGUGAAAAACUGGCCGUCAUAUCACUCACCAGUGCUGCAGAUUCUUGAUAUUUUUAAAACCACAUGUCUUUUGGGGUCAGUUGAUUUGUCAUCCAUGAAAUUCAAGAACACGAGUCGCAGAGUUAAAAGUGCACGUUCUCCGUCGGCAUGGGCGUGGCCCAUAUUUCCAGAUCAGGAAAAUGGAAUAGUCGCACAUCGAGUUUCUCCUUUUUGUCCUGGGAUUUAAGCAGAUACGCAUACGUUGUUUUAGUCGAAUAAGACUUUUACAUACUGUGGACGUUCAUAGACAUUUUGUAAUGAAUGUGAAAUGUUCGCAGAAUCUGUCUAAACUGCGAAGCAUACUAUUUGUGCUACAAGCGUUCUCUCGUAUAUGUCGAGGCGUGUCGUCUUCAGCGGUCCGAGCCACCAGACAUCUCUGGCAGCCGUACUGAGUGAGGGUACAACGAAGGGGACACAUGAGCGUGCGUACCCAACGGCUUCAGCCACUAAGGUGUACAUACUUUAAGAAUUUAUCUAUGCACAUAGACAUAUAUAUUUUUGUAAAAGAAGAUUAUGAGGAAGGUUGUAAAGUGACGUUUGGAGUUAUACUCGUUGAAUCUUGUACAUAGUUAGCAGUUAAGUUACUGAGAUUGAAUCCUGUUUUACAAAUCGUGAUAGAAUUGGUGGAGGUAAUGUAUUUCCGAAUGUUAAAAGAUGAGUAUGUGUUGUGUCGAAAGUAUGUCGUCGCAAAGAACUGAUAAUGUGGUCGUUGGCUGAUGAGCAGUUCAGAAAAGCUGUCUGGGACGUAUCGAAACAACGUAAACAAGGUCCAACCUACUUUGACCUACUUGCCCGUGAACCAGUGAGAGCCCAAGGCACAACCAUCCUCUUAACUGCGUGAGGCACACUUUAAUUCAAUUAGAUAAAGGGCCAUCAAUCUCUGUCCUUACGUUGUGAUUCUGUGGAAAGUUUGGGCUACGCCCGUCUCGUUCAGUUACUGUCACGGUUUGUUCCGAAAGACAUGAUCUUGCCAAUUUGACCACAUGAGAUGUGUUUUGUUUCUUGUUUGUCUUCCUGUUCAACUUCACUGAAAAACAGGAGUGUGGAAGGUGCAUGCUCAUGGUAGUGUUUAACUGUAUGGUGCACACUCUUAGGUGUUGGACUGGAAAUUUGAAUUCUUCAAAGUGUUUGCAACAGUUCUCUUUGACACACAAGCGUUAUGGCCAACCUCGAAGUUGCAAACUUCGAAGUGUUCAACUUUAAUGUUCAACACUUUUUCGUAUUCAUGGAUCCAGUCAAACCCUUAAAAGAAUGCAACGUUGUGUUGAUCUCUAGCAUGUGCACGCUAGUGACACACUUACUUUAUUUAUCAGUGUUCAGAUGAAUUUAUCCUUUCAACUGCUACGUUUAACCGAAUGUGCUGUAUCUAUUUUCGUCCGUAAAAAUAUUGUUACAGACAAAACGCUUUAGCUUAAAAACAACCCGUUCCAAAUUUGAUUGUCAAUCGGGUGGGGUAUGUAACAUUUGAUGUGAUAUUCUUUAGAUAUGCAGUUUAUGAGCAAUCAAUAUCUGUAAAUUCGCAACAAACGAAAUUCCUGCUUGUGCAGUUUACGUACAACAUUACAGUUACAGUUUCAAAUAGUUUCUCUAUCCGAGAAAUCUAUCGUAACAGUUUUAGAAACUAAACAUAACGGGUCAUGAGUUCUGUGAGUAGGACGUGACCAGAGUUGUCUAGGAAUUUUGUAGUUCUGUAAAUACUUUCGUUGAAGAGUAAUUUCCAUUUGAUCCUUUUUCGUAAAAAACAAUCUUGUGAGCUUAGGUUCAUUGUGUAAAUGUAUCUUAAUGUUCGAGUCAUUGCUGAAUUUUUCAGAAUGAAAGUCCCUAAAAGCAUACUAGUAAAUUGGCUUUGUAUAUAUAUAGAUAAAUUAGAGAAGUGAAAAUUAUAAGGGACGGUAAUUUUGUGGUUGCUUUCUUUGUAAAUGGUUGAAAGUUGGUGAGAUGUUACUGUGUCUGUUACCUGUAUAGAUGAAAAUAAAUCUCAAUUUACUACUUAA
Frankliniella occidentalis (western flower thrips) is the source of this 2913-nucleotide messenger RNA. RefSeq lists its product as uncharacterized. The record is from RefSeq and is a predicted model, not a curated record. Bases 1 to 834 code for a protein of 277 amino acids. NCBI's taxonomy places the organism in Eukaryota, Metazoa, Arthropoda, Insecta, Thysanoptera, Thripidae. The transcript is spliced from 6 exons.